Molecule: messenger RNA, 1294 nt
Organism: Polistes canadensis
Lineage: Eukaryota; Metazoa; Arthropoda; Insecta; Hymenoptera; Vespidae
Exons: 2
Coding region: 479-850 (123 amino acids)
Source: RefSeq, a predicted model, not a curated record
CAGAGUAUCGCAAUACUAUGAAUAUGCUUUAAACAUGUAUAGUAGUAGAUUAGUUUAGUUUGACAUGAUCGUAUUUUAAAUUGCACUUUUAUAAAUAUUUAUACUAAUGAAAUUUCUUACAUAAGAGAUCUACAUAUAUAAAUUUAAUAUGAAAAUAAUUUGAUAGAAGAAUAUUUAACAAUAUGUGCGACAAUCGAUGUCAGUUAUUCCACAGAGAGAAUUACAGGAAAGAAGAAUUCUUACGAAUGAAAUGGUUUUUAAAAAAUCAACAAAAACUAAUUGAUAAUUUAGGUAUUACUACAAAGAGUACAGCACGAAUUCAAAUAAAAAGUCUAGAAAAAAAAGCACCGAAAAAAGAUAAUAAGAUUGAGCUAAAAGUUUUGUAUCGAUUGAUCUUUUAUACAAAGAUUAUGUACAUUUGUAUAAUUGUAAUUUACAUUUGUACUUUGCCAUAUUAUUACAGAUAAGUAAAAAAUACAUGCCGACAUGGAAGCCACCUAAUAUCGAUGGUUCUGUGAAUCUCAAUAUAAUGAAACCAAUUGAACCAGAAAUACGUGCUAUUCUUUAUGAAAAAGGAAUUGAAAGUUUUAUUUCCAGAGAUAAUUAUUUUCAUAAAAGAUUACAGAAAUUACCAGAAGAUCGUUUUUAUUUUCCUGAUUGUACGAGUUGGCUUUACGGAUGGCGUCUCAAAGAUUAUAAUUUACCUCCCCCCAGUAAAUUUGCUGCCAAAUCCGUUAUACAGGCUCAAUUUUAUCAGCGGACCGCAUCUUGUCUACAACGAGACCCAGACUGGUAUCAAAAUUGCCAAACAACUAAUCCAAAAAAUUUCAAUGAUUUAUUGACUUAUUGAGUACUAUUAAUUUUAUUCUAAUAUUCAAUAAUUAUCAAUUUUAUUUUUCAACCAGUGCAUUUUGACAAAUAGCAUUACGUCUAUUCAGUUUUUCAUUCAAAGUCUUAUUCAUUUGUUGCAAACAAACAGAUUCCAAAGGUAAUACAAAUUCGGCUUGCUUUGGUACAGUAUUAAAUACAAAAGCUACAAACUUAUGAAAUUCUUGAUUAAUAUUAUCAAAUUUGUUUUUUAACAAUUUAUUAUCGUUUUGAUAUGUUUCAAUAGUUUCUUCGGCUGUACUCAACAUUUUCUUUAAAUUCGAAGUUAGGUUUUGCAAAUUACAAAGUUUCUUCUAAAAAUAAACAAAUAUAUUUAAAUAGAUAAUAGUAUCUUUGCUCGCAAAAUUAAAUAUGUAUCAGUUCGAUGUACCUCAAAGUGAUUUUGUAUUUUCCGUUUUUCUAAAUU